This is a messenger RNA of Sesamum indicum (sesame), 2623 nucleotides long. The record is from RefSeq and is a predicted model, not a curated record. NCBI's taxonomy places the organism in Eukaryota, Viridiplantae, Streptophyta, Magnoliopsida, Lamiales, Pedaliaceae.
UUACACUCUCUCACCUCCACGCUUCUCACUGCAGGAAGAGGGGACAGAGAGAGAGAGAGGGGGGGAGGUGAAUAUUUCUAGAGAGAGAGAGAGAGAGGGGAGAAAAAGCAAAGUACAGAGCAGAGGUUAAAAAAGUUUGCAGAGAGCCAUUAAAAGUGCCGAAGAAGAUAUACUCCAAAAAAAAGUGCCCAAGUACAGAUUUUUAUUUACAUUCAAGAAAUUAGCAAAAAUCCCAUCUCGGUCUCUUGGGUUUUGGCCUAAGUUAUGUGAUGGGAUCAGUUGCUUGAUCGGUGCAGCAAUGUUGGAGUUGGGCUGGAUAUAGGGUACUAUCAUUUGGGGUUUUGUGGUUUUUCUCUUUAAAUGCUGUGUCUUUCUUUCUUUGGAUCUGAGACAUUAUCCCAUGAGCUGGUGAAAUUUGUCACCUAUUUUGUAUAUAUACUGUAGAUUUUGUAUGUGGGAAUGGAGAAGUGGAUGAAAAGAGGGAGUAUGGAGUUACUGGUGGUUUGGUUGAUCUUGGUGGUGCCUCCUCUGAGGUGUAUUUAUGCUAAUAUGGAAGGUGAUGCUUUACAUAGCCUUAGGACAAACUUAGAGGAUCCUAACAAUGUGUUGCAAAGCUGGGACCCUACCCUUGUCAACCCAUGCACAUGGUUCCAUGUCACCUGCAACAACGAUAACAGUGUAAUAAGAGUUGAUCUUGGAAAUGCUGCUUUAUCAGGUCAAUUGGUUCCACAGCUUGGCCUGUUGAAGAAUUUGCAGUACCUGGAAUUAUACAGUAAUAACAUAAGUGGGCCAAUACCCAGUGAUCUUGGAAAUCUUACUAAUUUGGUGAGCUUGGAUCUGUACUUGAACAGUUUCACUGGUCCCAUUCCAGACACGUUGGGCAAGUUGUCGAAAUUGAGAUUCCUGCGGUUAAAUAACAACAGCUUGACAGGCCCCAUCCCUAUGUCAUUGACUAAUAUCUCAUCCCUUCAAGUUCUGGAUCUAUCGAACAACCGUCUCUCAGGUGCAGUUCCAGACAACGGUUCCUUUUCUUUAUUUACGCCUAUAAGUUUUGCAAACAACUUAGAUCUGUGUGGACCAGUCACUGGACGGCCAUGCCCUGGAUCUCCGCCAUUCUCUCCACCCCCUCCGUUUGUUCCACCACCACCAAUUUCUGCCCCAGGAGGAAAUAGUGCAACUGGAGCCAUUGCUGGAGGGGUUGCCGCUGGUGCUGCUUUGCUAUUUGCUGCACCUGCCAUUGCAUUUGCAUGGUGGCGUCGGAGAAAACCGCAGGAGUAUUUCUUUGACGUUCCAGCUGAGGAGGACCCUGAAGUUCAUCUUGGCCAGCUUAAACGAUUUUCUCUCCGUGAGCUGCAAGUUGCAACCGAUAGUUUCAGCAACAAAAACAUAUUGGGACGUGGUGGCUUUGGAAAGGUAUAUAAAGGACGGCUGGCUGAUGGUUCACUUGUUGCCGUCAAAAGACUUAAAGAGGAGCGAACACCUGGUGGAGAGCUUCAAUUUCAAACGGAGGUCGAGAUGAUUAGUAUGGCUGUGCACCGUAAUCUUCUGCGACUCCGUGGCUUUUGUAUGACCCCAACGGAACGUUUGCUGGUUUAUCCAUAUAUGGCUAAUGGAAGUGUUGCAUCCUGUUUAAGAGAACGACCACCAAAUGAACCACCACUUGAUUGGCCAACAAGGAAACGCAUUGCUCUGGGAUCUGCGAGAGGAUUAUCAUAUUUGCACGAUCACUGUGACCCGAAGAUUAUUCAUCGAGAUGUAAAAGCUGCAAAUAUAUUACUGGACGAAGAGUUUGAGGCUGUUGUUGGAGAUUUUGGUUUGGCUAAACUCAUGGAUUAUAAGGAUACCCAUGUGACUACUGCUGUCCGUGGCACUAUAGGACACAUUGCUCCUGAGUACCUAUCCACUGGAAAAUCUUCUGAGAAAACUGAUGUUUUUGGGUAUGGAAUUAUGCUUCUUGAGCUGAUAACAGGACAGAGGGCUUUCGAUCUCGCUCGCCUUGCAAACGAUGAUGACGUCAUGUUGCUUGAUUGGGUGAAAGGGCUUCUAAAAGAAAAGAAACUGGAAAUGCUGGUGGAUCCAGAUCUGCAGAAUAAUUAUGUGGAGGCAGAAGUGGAGCAACUAAUUCAGGUUGCUCUCCUCUGCACCCAGAGUUCCCCUAUGGACCGGCCCAAGAUGUCGGAGGUGGUGAGAAUGCUGGAAGGUGAUGGCUUGGCCGAGAGAUGGGAUGAGUGGCAGAAGGUGGAGGUGCUCCGGCAGGAGGUUGAACUUGCUCCACAUCCUAGCUCGGAUUGGAUCGUUGACUCGACAGAAAAUCUACAUGCCGUUGAAUUAUCAGGCCCCCGAUGACUUUCAUGGAAAAAUUAUCACUAGGGGCCUCUUUUUUCUUUUCUUUUUUUUUUCUUUUUCUUUUGUCUUUUUGGCUUUACAUUGUUUCUUCUCUUUUCUUUCUAUUAGGGAUAAAAAAGAAAAAAAAAAGAAGAAGGUAAUUUAACAGAUUCAGGUUCUGGUGGGAGCCCUUUGUGUACUGGUAUUGAUUUAUAUUUGUGUAUAGGACUUUGUAGUGGCCAACCCUUUUGCUGUGCUCAAACUGAAUGUAUACAUAGGAAGAGGAGCCUUUGUAUAA